Acanthoscelides obtectus is the source of this 1374-nucleotide messenger RNA. Lineage: Eukaryota; Metazoa; Arthropoda; Insecta; Coleoptera; Chrysomelidae. The record is from the annotation of a GenBank genome assembly.
AUGACACCGAUACUGGAGAAGGAAAACGAGAACCAGAGACUUUUGAAGAUAAUUGCAGACCAAGCAGCCCAGAUUCAGAGACUGACUGACUGUGUGGAGUCACUUAAUGCCCAGGUUUUUAAGCUUACAAGUAUCAUUCAUAAAACAGUUCCCAAUGUUAAUUCUUCCAAAACAGCAAAACGUAGACAUAACAGCUAUUCGAGUGACCUACAUACUGAGACCGAUGAGGACACACAGGGUGAUCUUUUCACACCUGUGCGACGUCGCAAAGUGAGACUGCGCAAAACAGAAUUUCCUCCGCUACCGACGAAAUCCCCAAAUAACAAACAUUCAGGCAACCUAAAACCAUCUGUGUCUGUACCCUCUACCGCUUCUACUAGUCAGCCAAGGGAAAGACCUUUAUCAGCAUCCACACAGAGUGCUCCUCCUGUUAUACCCCAAGUGCAGUCUGAUCCAUUGGCUGGCUGCAACUCAUCUUCCUUGCCAUCCAGCGGAUCUCUAAACACACAGGCCCAAUCCCCUCGCCAGGUGCGUAUUACUCCAAUCGUUUUGAGAGAUGCGACAAAAUGGCGGACCUUAAACUAUUCCUUUGUAAGUCUUGGUAUUCGUAUUGAACGAGCAGUCGCCAUUGACGCUGGGAUACGUAUCAUCCCCAAAACCGAAGACGAUUAUCGCAGGGUAAUCCGUCUUUUCAAAGAGGAAAACAUUCCUCAUCACACUUUCCCUUUGCCCACUGAACGCAACAUCCAUGCGGUUAUCAGAGGUAUCCCAGCAUCAACCACCAAACAGGAGGUCAAAGGUGAGCUAGAACAGAAGGGUUACGCUCCCUUUCACAUCAUUCGCCUAAAGCGCAACGGCGGCGUGCCCAUGCCCUUGAUGGUGGUGAUCCUGCCUAAGACGGAGAAGUCACAGCAAGUGUUCAACGAGCACGAAUUGCUGGGGCUCUCUAUCAGAGUCGAAGUUCAGAAGAACUCUCGACUUAUUGGGCAGUGUCACCGCUGCCAGAAGUACGGACACGCACAGUCGUAUUGCACUGCGCCGCCAAAGUGUCUAAAAUGUGCCCAAGACCACAGGACACAUAUGUGCCCUCAAACAGGACAAGAGGUUCGCAGAUGUGGGGGGAACCAUCCGGCAAAUAGUCCGACCUGUAGAUUUACUCCUAGGAGAAAUCUACAAGUCAUCGCACAAAGGCGAGCAAAGUCCUACGCGGACGCAGCAAGAGAUGACACCUCAACUGCCCCUGCUGUUUCGAGCUCAUCUACGACUACUCAAAAUGUGGAUCUAGCUACAGCGCUCAGGUCCCUACAGCAGAUUAUUAGUCCACUGAUAAGCGCCACUAAGGCAUUGCAGGCGAUCUUUCCGCUAAAUGGCUAG